This is a messenger RNA of Centropristis striata (black sea bass), 1127 nucleotides long. RefSeq lists its product as uncharacterized. NCBI's taxonomy places the organism in Eukaryota, Metazoa, Chordata, Actinopteri, Perciformes, Serranidae. The transcript is spliced from 2 exons. The coding region runs from base 54 to 746 and encodes 230 amino acids. The record is from RefSeq and is a predicted model, not a curated record.
ACAGCAUUUCAGAGACUUUAUUUCAAUAACUAACCCUAACUUGAUGUGUGCAGAUGGCCAGCCUGAGUUGGAUCGCUGUGGUGCUGACCUUCAGUCUGUCUGUUGGAAACAAUCUGGCUGCUUUGGAUCAGAAUUACCUUACAACAAUUGUACAACAAAUCAUGAACAAGUACGGAAGAGGUGACAGGCAGUACAGUAUUGCUGUAACCGUCCCAGAGGACAAGACGAAGCUUCAUGAAGUCUUUGAUAGUGACAAAUCUACAGCUGUGAAAGAAUAUGAAAAUGGUGUUGUGUACGUAGGUACAAAUGUGGUUGCAGCAAAACCUAACUUUAUCCCGGGAAGCUAUACAGAGCAUGCAGAGGCCCGUGUGCUGGACAAAGUCCAAGAAUUAGCUAAUAAAGAAGGUUACAUCCUGAUCAUCUAUUCUUACUAUUCUCCAUGUGGUGCCAAGUGUACAGACAAAGACCACAAGUUCAACAUCUUAGACAAGAUAAAAGAUAAAGUCAAAAACAUAUGGAAGGAAUAUGCCUUUGUGUUUACUACAGUAUUCGACAGGACCAGCACAGAAGAAAAGAUCCCCAAGAAGCAAACUGAAACAGCUCUUUCUCAUCUAGCAGAAGCAAUUGGUCACGACAAAAUAUCCGCUUGUUACACAGAGAAAAAUGACUUCAUAUGUCUCAACUGCUACAACAACAAAAAAGAAGUUGCACCUGAGUGCAUUGAUAACUUUUAUUAUUAUGAUUAAUAUUAAUUAUAUAUCUGAGCCCCAACAGGGCUGUGGUAGAGUUGAUUUGGCGUAGAGGAUUCAGGUCCAACUGAUGGGGACCAGAGAAAAAUAAUAAUAAAAGAUUUAUGCUUAACUGCUAACACUUUCUCCUUUAAACUACAAGCUUAUUACAAAGACAGGCUAAGGACCCAAACACACUUGAGAUGUUUUUUGUGGUCCAGAUCAUUAAACUGCAGAGCUUAAAUCAUUCUCCUGCAUACAUACUAUGAGCUUUAUGGUUAUUGUUUACCUUCACACUGUUUUGGGGGUUGUUCCAUGUAACGGCUGUGAAUCACUGUACUACAUAUGUGUGUAAAACAUGACCAGAUCCUUCUGAAUAAAGCUUUGCUCAGCAUCUUU